UGUAGCGGCGCUCUGUGGUUUUAGAGAGAGCCUCGGGUCCUCCCUCCUGCUUUUCACAUGAUCUCUGGAAGCCUUAACAGAGGAGACGCAGGAAUGUGGAAAGGAGCAGCAACAUCGAUGGCUGAGCGAAGCCGCGGUCCCUCCAUAAUGCGUUUGUUUUACGCCGCCGUCAUCUGGGUGACAGUCGUCCGGUUCACCAACGGAGUCCCCUGGACGCAAGAAAAGCUCCAGCACAGAGCCGUCACACUAACACAAGAUGAGAUCCAAACCGCCCUGGCUCACACUGAUCUGGAGCAGAUGUGGCUGAGGGACCUGACGCCUCUGCUGGUUACUAGGUACCCGGGAUCUCCAGGGAGCCAGGCUGUGCAGGAACAUAUCAAAACCACCCUUGAGUCUCUCGGGGCAGGCUGGGAGGUGACGGAGGACAAGUUUGUGUCGCACACACCCUACGGGUCCCUUCCCUUCAACAACUUGAUCGCCACCCUCAACCCGUCAGCCAAGCGCCGCCUGGUCCUGGCCUGUCACUACGACUCCAAGUACUACCCGCAGCACUGGGACGGGAGGGAGUUCCAAGGCGCCACCGAUUCUGCUGUGCCCUGCGCCAUGAUGUUGGAGCUGGCUAGAGCCCUGGACGGGGAACUGAAGGCUCAGAAGGCCUCCAGUCCAGAUCUGACCCUGCAGUUGCUCUUCUUCGACGGCGAGGAGGCCCUUGUCCAGUGGACCUCCACAGACUCCCUGUACGGCUCUCGCCACCUGGCCCAGAAGAUGGAGAGCACCCCUCACCCAGCAGGAGCCACGAACACCAACCAACUUCACGGCAUAGAUCUGUUUGUGUUGUUGGAUCUGAUCGGAGCGCCCAGCCCUCGCUUUGGCAACCAGUUCCCCAACACGGCGCCCUGGCUCACCAGACUUCAGAAUAUUGAAAAACGCCUGCACUCCAUGAACCAGCUGGUGGAGCAUCCUAACAGCGUGCAGUAUUUCUGGCCCGAUCUCACCGUGAGCCCCGUCCUGGAUGACCACAUACCAUUCCUGAACAGAGGCGUGCGCGUCCUCCACCUCAUCCCCUCCCCCUUCCCCUCCGUGUGGCACACGUUCGACGACAACGAGCACAACCUGGACCGCUCCACCAUCCAGAACCUCAACAAGAUCAUGCAGGUUUUCGUCCUGGAGUACCUCAACGCCAGACCCGUCGUCCCCUCGAACCCGCAAAACGCCCCGUGAGCCUCCCGGCGCACGCCCUGCACCUUUUGACGUUUCACUGUUGUAAAGAUCUUCAGCUGUCACUUAAAGGACUGUAAGAACACAAGGCAAAUACUAUUUAUAUCUAUCCACGUGUACGCCCUGGUUAAUGACUAAGAUAAGAUGCUGAAACUCAACUCUGGGCAUCGGAUGCACAGAGCAUUUCACAUAGACGACAUAUCUAGAGGUGCUUGAUGUCACACACCUUUUAUUUUGAAAGUCUGAAUAAAAAACAUCUCAGUGAA
Molecule: messenger RNA, 1484 nt
Organism: Mugil cephalus (flathead mullet)
Lineage: Eukaryota; Metazoa; Chordata; Actinopteri; Mugiliformes; Mugilidae
Gene: qpct
Product: glutaminyl-peptide cyclotransferase
Exons: 7
Coding region: 58-1221 (387 amino acids)
Molecular function (GO): zinc ion binding; glutaminyl-peptide cyclotransferase activity
Source: RefSeq, a predicted model, not a curated record